Messenger RNA from Dunckerocampus dactyliophorus (ringed pipefish), 1051 nucleotides. RefSeq names its product biliverdin reductase B (gene blvrb). Lineage: Eukaryota; Metazoa; Chordata; Actinopteri; Syngnathiformes; Syngnathidae. Bases 115 to 738 code for a protein of 207 amino acids. The record is from RefSeq and is a predicted model, not a curated record. The transcript has 5 exons.
AGCCUGAUAUGCGGAAGCGGCACCAGGAGGCUGAUUUCUUGUUGUCACACUAAUGUGACUUUUUAAGAAGAAGAGUUACACUCUGGUCGCACAGGACGAUCUCACCCUCCGACAAUGUCAGACUCGAUUAAGAAUGUGGCCAUUUUUGGAGCGACGGGAAUGACCGGCCAGGCCACCGUCACCCUGGCGUCGGCUGCAGGUUACAACGUAACAGUGCUUGUUCGGGACCCUGCCAGGCUGCCCACCAACCACGAGGCGUCCAGGGUGGUGGUGGGGGACGUCCUCAAUAUGGAUGAUGUGAAGAAGACCAUGGAGGGUCAAGACGCCGUCAUCAUUGUCCUGGGCACGAGGAGCGACCUGAGUCCGACCACCAUGAUGUCUGAGGGUACCAAAAACAUAGUGGAGGCCAUGAAGGCUCGUGGCAUCCGCAAAGUGGUGGGCUGCAUGUCAGCCUUCCUGCUGUGGGAUCGUGCCAAAGUCCCGCCCCGUCUGAUUCCCCUCACGGAAGACCAUGACAGGAUGUACAACGUCCUCAAGUCGUCUGGUCUGGACUACGUGGCCGUUAUGCCGCCUCACAUUGCUGGCGAUCUUCCUCUGACAGAGCAAUACUCAGCGACAGAAAACAUGCUGAAAGGACGAGCCAUCUCCAAACACGACCUGGGACAUUUCUUUGUCAAGUGUCUGUCCACCAGCGAGUGGGACAGCAAGACAGUGGGCGUGUGGGGGGAGUACAAAUAGUGUCGCUGUACUACGCUGCCUUGCAGCUCCUUUUUCCACCAAACCAAAAAAAUAAUGAUACAGCUUUUCUUAAAGACAAAAUGCAUCAAAACAGUUUAUUUUCUAAAAUUCAUAUCAAGGCAGCUUUACACAGGAGACAUUCCAAACUCUUCAUCAUAGCUUCCGCCAAACAUUGAUUCCCACUUGGAAAGCUCUUCCACAAAUGUUUUGCUUUGUGCUUCUGAAAUAAAAAUAAAACAUCUGUGUGUGUUGUCCAGAUGUAUUCAAACCGAAAUUAAGAUAUACAGUACCUCCUGCAGACAUAAGAGGGACU